Molecule: messenger RNA, 4145 nt
Organism: Theobroma cacao (cacao)
Lineage: Eukaryota; Viridiplantae; Streptophyta; Magnoliopsida; Malvales; Malvaceae
Product: T-complex protein 11
Biological process (GO): signal transduction
Source: RefSeq, a predicted model, not a curated record
CAACACGCUUUAUUUUGACAAACAUUUCCCAUAAAAUAAAGAGAGAAAGAAUACCGAAAGCCAAAGCCAAGGCCAAAGCCAAACUCUCUCUCUUUAAAGCUUUCGAAGCAAGAACAACUUCAACCAACAAGAAGAAGAAGAAGCAAAAAAAAAAAAAAAACUCAUCUCUUUUCCAAGUCUUUCUUUUUGUCUCAAUUAUUUAUAAAUAAUAAGAAAUUUGUUUGAUCGAUUGUUAGUUUGUUGAUCAGUUUGGAGUUUGAGGAUCAUCGUGAUUGUGGUAUUGUACAGAUACGUUUCUUUUUUUGUUUUUCUUGUGUAAAUUUGGUGUAUGUAUAAUUGAUGAUGAUGGAGACGCCGGAAAGUGGGAGAGCGGUGGCGUUGGAAUUUCCGGCGAGUGAGACGCCGUCAUUUUCCCGUGUGCCGAGGAGGAUUCGGAAGAGGCUUCUUGCCGAGUGCAAGACUCCUUGUACUGUUGAAGAAAUCGAAGCCAAGCUUCGACACGCCGAUCUUCGUAGACAGCAAUUUUAUGAAAGUGUGUCAAGCAAGGCAAGAUCAAAGCCAAGAAGCCCCUCCAGAUCCUCAUCACAUGAGGAAGACCUUGGUCAGCGCUUGGAAGCAAGGCUCCAAGCUGCUGAGCAGAAAAGGUUGAGCAUUUUGGCAAAGGCUCAGAUGCGCCUUGCCAAGUUAGAUGAGUUGCGGCAAGCAGCAAAAACUGGGGUAGAAAUGCGUUUCAAGAAGGAACGAGAGAAGCUUGGAACGAAAGUGGAAUCACGGUUUCAGCAGGCGGAGGCUAAUAGAAUGCUUAUCCUUAAGGCUUACAGCCAGCGUAGGGCGACAAUAAAGGAGAGAUUAUCCCAAUCAUUGUCACGAAGGAUGGCUAGAGAAAGUAAAUAUAAAGAGCGUGUGCGUGCUGCCAUUCAUCAAAAGCGUGCAGCUGCUGAGAAGAAGCGACUGGGGCUGCUGGAAGCAGAGAAGAAGAAAGCCCGUGCUAGGUUUUUGCAAGUUCGAAGAGUGGCUAAGUCUGUCUGUCACCAGCGUGAGGUUGAGAGAAGCAGAAUGAGGGACCAGUUGGAAGACAGACUACAAAGGGCAAAGAGACAAAGAGCAGAGUACUUGAGGCAGAGAGGAAGGCCACAUAAAUCUGUUCAAGUGAAUUGGAAUAGGAUGCACAGGCAAGCUGAUCUUCUUUCUAGAAAAUUAGCAAGGUGCUGGAGGCGGUUCCUUAGGCAGAGAAAAACUACUUUAGACUUGGCAAAAGCCUUUGAUGCCUUGAAAAUCAAUGAGAAUUCCAUAAAGUCAAUGCCAUUUGAACAACUUGCUCUUCUGAUUGAAUCAAUUACUACCCUUCAAACUGUGAAGGCUUUGCUUGAUCGCAUUGAGAGCCGUGUUAAGGCCUCUAGGGUAGUAAGUGCUACUGAUCAUCUAUCCAGUUUGGAUAACAUUGAUCACCUUCUCAAAAGAGUUGCUACUCCAACAAAGAAGAGUACUACUCCCAGGACCUCUAUGAGGGGCAGAGAGGCUAAGAAAGUUGUUUCAGUUAGGGAGGCUGCCAAAAGUCUUGCUAAAUUAUCAAGGUAUCCAGUCAGAGUAGCACUUUGUGCAUACAUGAUAUUGGGUCAUCCUGAGGCAGUUUUUAGUGGUCAGGGAGAGCGAGAGAUUGCUUUGGCCAAAUCUGCAGAAGCAUUUGUUCGAGAGUUUGAGUUGUUGAUAAAGAUUAUUUUAGAGGGUCCCAUACAGAGUUCUGACGAAGAAUCUGACUCUGCAUUGCCUAAACGUUUGACCUUUAGGUCACAGCUUACAUCAUUUGACAAAGCUUGGUGCUCCUACUUGAAUUGUUUUGUGGUGUGGAAGGUGAAGGAUGCUCAGUCUUUGGAGGAGGACUUGGUAAGAGCAGCGUGCCAGCUUGAGCUCUCUAUGAUUCAAAAGUGCAAGUUGACUCCGGAAGGAGAUAAUACUGCUCUUACUCAUGAUAUGAAGGCUAUUCAAAGACAGGUUACGGAAGAUCAAAAACUUUUAAGGGAGAAAGUGCUACAUUUGAGUGGAGAUGCUGGUAUUGAGCGAAUGGAAUGUGCCCUAUCUCAAACACGGGCUAAAUUUUUCCAAGCAAGGGAAAGUGGGAGCCCUAUGGGGUCACCAAUUACACCCUUCCUGUCUCCAAACACACAUGGUUCCCCUAGUUCUUCUGCUAGAACCGAUAAUAGAAGUGAUCUGACUCAGAUGCCAAACCGUGUUGUCCGCUCUCUGUUUAAGGAAGAUGGCACAUCCCCAUCCAAAAAUUCUGGUUCCUCUGUGCCUAGCAGCAGCCAUUCAGAUGCUCAGUUGGGUACUUAUAUUGAAAAGCAGCGGGUCACUGAAAAUGAAUUGAUAGUUCAUGAAUUUUUUCAUGAGCAGCUUGGGUUUGUUGAUAGCUUCAGUGUCACUGACGAAGAUCAAAUCAGCAUAAAGGCGAAGAUAAGGGAAACAAUGGAGAAGGCUUUCUGGGAUGGGAUCACGGAAUCUAUGAGACAGGAUGAGCCCAAUUAUGACCGAGUUAUUGAGCUUGUGAGGGAAGUUAGGGAUGAAAUUUGUGAGAUGGCUCCUCAGAGUUGGAGAGAAGAAAUAACUGAUGCUAUUGAUCUAGAAAUCCUCUCCCAGGUGCUGAAGUCAGGAAACCUGGACAUUGAUUAUCUUGGAAGGAUUCUGGAGUUUGCAUUGAUCACUUUGCAGAAGCUCUCCUCGCCAGCCAAUGAUGAUGAAAUGAAGGCUGCUAACCAGAGUUUAUUGAAAGAGUUAGCUGAGAUUUGCGAAGCCAGAGAGAAGCCAAAUAAUUCUCCUGCCCUUGCAAUGAUCAAGGGUCUGCGCUUUGUCUUGGAGCAGAUUCAGAAUCUAAAGCGAGAGAUAAGCAAAGCUCAUAUAAGGAUGAUGGAGCCAUUGUUAAAGGGACCUGCUGGUUUGGAUUACCUUAGGAAAGCUUUUGCAAACCGUUAUGGAUCUUCUUCUGAUGCUUACACUUCUCUACCGUUGACCAUGCGGUGGCUUUCAUCUGUGAGGAAUUGCAAAGAUCAAGAGUGGGGAGAACACCAAAAUUCUCUGUCAACUUUGAAGGCACAGGAUAGUUCAUCGCAGGGGCUUCUUACUUCCAUCACCCUGAAAACUGGUGGAAGCUAUAAUUCAGAAAAUGCAAGCCAAAAGACUUUUAUCAACCCGAAUGCUUCUGCUAGGAGUGUUACAGGUCAACAACCAGAAUGCAAGGGAGAGAUAGUUGAUAUACUGCUGAGGCUUGGUUUGCUAAAGUUAGUUAGUGGAGUUUCUGGUCUAACACCAGAUGCUUUGCCCGAAACCUUCAUGCUUAACCUCUCGAGACUGAGGGGUGUUCAGGCUGAGAUUCAGAAGAUCAUUGUAAUAUCCACAAGCAUUCUUAUUUGUCGGCAAAUCCUCUUGAGCGAGGAAGUAGUAUCUAGCCCUACAGACAUGGAAAGCAUAAUAUCGAAGUGCACUGAGCAACUCUUGGUGCUCUUAGACCGUGUCGAAGAUGUAGGAAUUGAAGGCAUUGUUGAAAUAAUUAGUGGGUUCUCUAGAGAUGGUGACCAAGUAGCAGACACCGAGAAGCUUCAAAUGAGGAAAGUCAUGAUGGGCAGGAUGCUAGCAAAGGGCUUGCAAGCUGGGGAUGCGGUGUUUGAAAGGGUGUCCCGUGCUGUUUAUUUAGCUUUCAGAGGGAUUGUGCUAGGUGGGAGCAGUUCCCACGGAAGAAAGUUGGCGGAAAUUGCCCUGCGGCAAGUCGGAGCUGGUUCCCUGACUGAAAGGGUGGUGAAAGCAGCCGAGGUGGUGGUGGUUGCAGCCACAGUUUCAAUGGGCGUCCAUGGGCCAUGGUAUACAAACUUAAUCGGUAACAUGUGAUGUGGAUUUAUGAAAAGAAUACGAAGAAAAUAACACACACCUGUAAGUAAUGUGUAGAAGCCUGCAUUUAACUCCUCUAGUGGACAAGAGUCUCUCCUUGCAGAUGGAAAACUUAUCCUGUGUUCUAAUAGAACAUAUUGUAAAUAGCGUUUAGAUUUAGGUUAAUGGAGAAGGUUUAUUUUCUGUAAAUGAAAUGGCUUCUCUUUCUUUUCAAUGGGGAAGCCAAACGCCAGGAUGAAUAAUAUUGGAUGUGCUUUUUUAUUGUUUUA